AAUAGAUUGAUAGCGAUGGUGAUGGCUACAUCUUGCGUUCAGAACUGAAGAAAUACUUGCUUAAUACACCCGUCAGUGAUGUUCCCUUAACAGAUGACAUGGUUGACAGUAUGUUUAUACCAUGUAGACUAUAAUAAUGAUGGGUAUAUCAACUUGCAAGAAUUUUAUGCACUGGUAAACGUUCCAGUUGAUGCUGGCACACGAUCAGUGGUACAGAGAACACUUGUUGCAACAGCAUUCUCUAUUGCACCAAGAUCCCAAGUGUCUCAUGGAGAUCGGCAUUAUAUUGCUGAGUACUCCUGCCCCACCACCUUUGGUUAUUCCUUUUUGUUUUGUGCUGCUGAGGUAGGUGUAUUUAUAUACUAUGCUGUGAAUAUGGGAAAUGUUGGUCCAUAUUCCCCUGUCCCAUGGAAAUCUCCUCUGAUUUAUGACCCAAAACGACGGCUGGAGGCCUGGAGAUUCAUCUCGUACAUGUUCCUUCAUGCUGGUUACGUCCAUCUGCUGUCAAAUGUAAUGGUGGCUUUGUUUGUGGGCAUUCCAUUGGAGAUGGUUCACCGUUGGUGGCGACUCCUCAUCCUGUACCUUGCAGGAGUUAUUGCGGGAUCUCUAGCUGCUUCUAUGUUUGAUCCACAUUCUUACUUAGUUGGUGCGUCUGGUGGUUGUUAUGCCCUGAUUGCUGCCCAUUUGGCUAACGUCAUUAUAAACUGGGGAGAGAUGCCUUUCAACUGGGUCAGACUGCUGGUCCUGAUCACACUGAUGGGUACUGACAUCGGAGUCUUUGCCUACAUGACUCUCACCAAUUCAAGCACAAGAAUCAGUUAUGUAGCCCAUCUUGCUGGAUUUGUAGCAGGUUUGCUGGUGGGAAUGGUUACAUUGCGGAAUCUUAAAGAGCACCGUUGGGAAAUCGUCCUAAAGUGGAUUGGGCUUUCCAUCUUCCUUAUGCUCAUUGCUGCAGCUGUUACCAUUCAGGUUGCAUUCCCAGACCUUGUUGGUCUCUAUCCACCAAUGCCGGAGAAAGCUAUUUAGUUAGAUUUCUGUACCAAAGGAUAUGGAUAUUAACUUGCAAGUUAAUAUUUGUCAAGAUUUCUUCAUGUGGAACAAUUGCAUCUCACAGGGAACAAUUAAGUACAAUAACUGACAAAUAUCAGCAUACCUGUAGAUGAUAAUGAAUGUCAUCAAUAAUUGAAACAGUCAUAUAUUUUGCCAUUUCACAUGUGCUGAAGAUUUCCUUCCUGCUCUAUCAUCUUGCUUUUGUAAGCAAUAUUUUCCUUUUUUUAUAUACUUCUAUGCCAACACCUUUAUGGUAAUUACCUCCUCCUUUUUCCAAGACUAAAUAACAAAUAUAGGCUUCUGCAUGUUAUAUAAAGUAUCUUGUCCGCCUUUGAUAUUGUUUAGUGUAUUGAACACAUCCAGUCAGUAUUUGAUGUAUCAGUAAACAAUUUUGCAGCCACAAAAUACUUGGCACUUUGUAGGUAUUGUUUACAUAAGGAAUUGUUUAACCUUGUUUUCUGAUGUUUUCUCUAUAUCUGCAAAAUUGAUAAUUCAUUCAUUGGAAGAAGUGGACUUCUAUAAAUAGAAUUUAUUUUCUUCUGAUUAUUUAUUUCAGAUAGAAAGAGGAAUUUAUUUAAAAUCUUAUUUAUAUUCAUAAUUUAGACAUUGUAUUAAUGUAAUUAAAAAUGACAUUUCCUUAUAGUGAAUGACUUACAAGGAAUAAGUACAAGACAGGAAGAGGAAUGGGAAAAUUAUGUGAAUCUCGAGCCAUAUGUGAUAAAUUCGUGUAGAAAUUAUGCUUUAAUUAUUUACAACGAUUCCCAUCUAUCCAGCACAUUUGCUCAAAAUGUGAAGCAUCUGUUGUGUAAUAUUUUCCCAUAAAGAACAUUUGAAUCUCAUUUUUACUGUAUUCAGUUUUUUGUACUAGAGGGCAUAUUUAUAUUGUUUUGAUAUAUUAUUUAUGUAUUUCCUUGAUGUAUAUUUUUAUAAUAUAUCUCUUCCAUAAACAUAGUUUGGUAUAUAUUUAUGUAAAUGUGUUAUCAAUGGUUGUUAAUCUGCAGAUAUGAGUCAUGUAAAGAAUAUUACCUAUUACAUUAUUUUAAUUACAUAUUUGAAUACCACAUUUUCCUGGAACCAAAAUAUGAAGUUGUAUUCUUAUAUCUGCAGUAUCAUAUAAGACCAAAUCUCCACAUUAUAGAUAUGAUUAUAGUUUCUAUUAGAGUGUAUUAUAGAGUCUUUGUUUUUUGAAGGAUAUACAUUAUCUCAGUUUAUUUAUUUUGUUAUUUAAAAAGCAUAGCUUGUAGAAUACUCACCCUGUAGAAUCUAUAUUAUUUUUUUUCUUAUUCUGUGUGCUAACUUUGUAUGAAUGAGGAAUCUCGUUAGAUUUAACAUGAUUUUGCCAUAAUUAUUGUGUGAAUUUUGCCAAUACUUUCUUGGACAUUAGAACAUUUGAUGGAUGUUUAUGUUCAUUUGUAUAAUACACAAUCUUAAAAAAUACUAUUAAGAGAAAAUGGUAAAGAAUUGAGGAAGAAGAGUUACUUGUACAGUUUUUUUGAUUUGAUAGUAAGAUAUAAGUGCCUACCAUUUAUAGAUCUUUAGUAUUUUUUAUGCAUACUCUAGGUUGAUUAGAAAAAUUUUGUAUUCAGUUAUAUACACACAAAAUCCA
Penaeus vannamei (Pacific white shrimp) is the source of this 2656-nucleotide messenger RNA. Lineage: Eukaryota; Metazoa; Arthropoda; Malacostraca; Decapoda; Penaeidae. The record is from RefSeq and is a predicted model, not a curated record.